GUCACGACAUGGGCGUGCACGCGCAACUGGCCGCCGUCAUGGAGUCGCUCGUGCACGCCGCCGUCUCUCAGCUCCGGAAGCUGGAAGAGGAAGCAAAAGAAUCCGAAAAGGAAGAGGAGCGGGGACAGAAGGUGCCUCGCUCCAAGAAGCGGCGGCCGACCUUUCGGCGUCUGCUGAAAACCAGCAGCGUGAAGCUGGACAACAAGAUGAAGAACCGGCAGAUGAAGCAGCAGAGCUCGGCUAAUAAGCAGCGGAAAGAGCAGAAGAAGAUGCGACGGGCGCUGAAAGGCUCCGCCCACAGCAUGCCCCGCCCACUAGAGACUUACGUGAAGAGAGCAGAGGAAGAGGAGGACUUCCUGGAGAGUCUUCCCACCGACAUGAUGGACGACAGCGACCUGCAGCAGAUGACCUCCUUCCUCGGACGGGACUUGUCGUCAUGCGCCCCGGUGCACGGCGCCAAGAAGCGAAGGUCGGACGUCCUUCCCAGUUAUGAGAAGGUUCCCAGGAAGAUGAGUCGUGUCCAAGAGAAGGAAGUAGUCCACCUGCUUCCUAUCAAGGACAAGACCGGGGUCAUCCCACAGAGUCUGGAACGAGUAGUAAGGUCCAAGCAGCCAGAUGAAGAUGACGAAGAGGAUGAAGAAGAAGCAACACUAGAGGGCGACAAAGAAGGGGCGGAGCCACAGAUUGUGGCGACACUGACGCAGGAGGAGAGAGAGAGCGUGCGAGCUCAGAUGAUUAGAGAGAGGAGACUGACAAUCGCCCGACUGGCAUCCGGCGUCAUCUCUGACCCCAUCAACAAUUUUAAGUGUGUGAAGCAGCUGCGGGGGAUGCUAAUGGAGGCGGAGUCUUGCGUGGCGGUGACGGUCAGGAAACUGGUGAUGGUGUCGCUAGUGGAGAUCUUUAAAGAUAUUACCCCCUCCUACAAGAUACGACCUCUCACCUCUGCAGAGAAAGCCACCAAGGUGAAGAAAGAGACGAAGCAGCUGCGGGAGUUUGAGGAAAGUUUGCUGAGUCAGUACAAGUUCUUCCUGGAGGACUUGGAGCAGACCAUCAAAGACUGGAAGCAGCAGAAGAAGAAACGCAGCCAGAAGGUGGCGCUAGAGUCUUACAGCAGCCUGGCACAGGUGGCCGUCAGGUGUCUGUGCCAGCUGCUGCUCGCCAUGUCACACUUCAACUUCCACAACAACAUCAUGGUGGCUUUGGCGCCGCUCAUGAACGACAAGACCGUAUCCCAGAUGUGCUGCGACGCCUUCGCUGCACUCUUCAACCAAGACAAAGUGGGCGGGGCCUCUCUGGCUGCCGUACGUGUCAUCUCAGGUCUGGUCAAGAGUCACAACUACAACAUCAGGCCGCAGGUGCUGAGGACGCUACUGAGUCUGAGGAUCAAGGAAGUGCACGUAAAGAAGGACCUGCACGCCACCGCGCCCAAGAUGAAGAAGAUGACCAACAAGGACAAGAAGAAGAACCUGUCACGCAUGCAGAGGAAGUGGAAGAAAGCUGAAGAGAAGUUGCAACAGGAACUUCUUGAAGCUGAAGCUUUAGACAGCAAAGACAAGAAAAUCCAACUGCACACUGACAUCCUCAACAUGGUCUUCCUCAUCUACUUCCGCAUUCUCAAGAAAGCUCACAAGUCUCUUCUUCUUUCUGCUGUGUUGGAGGGGCUGGCCAAUUUUGCCCACUUGAUCAACUUGGAGUUCUUUGAUGACCUGCUCAAUGUGCUGCAGCGCCUCAUCCAAUCAGGGGAUCUGACCAAUCAGGAGAGUCUGCACUGCAUCCAGACCGUCUUCACCAUCCUGUCAGGACAAGGUGACGCUCUCAACAUCGACCCGCUCAACUUUUACUCGCACCUGUACAAGAUGUUACCUCAGCUGCAUGCAGGGGCACACAGUGAUGACAUCAUCAUUGUUCUGCGUUGCUUGGACACCAUGCUGAUCCGCCGCAGGAAACAGGUGACUCUGCAGAGGGCCAUGGCCUUCAUCAAGCGACUGAGCAUGCUCAGUCUGCACGUGCUGCCCAACGCCAGCGUGGGCAUCCUUGCUGCCAACAGAGCUGCCCUGCAUUCAUUUCCAAAGUGUGACUUCCUACUGGACAACGAGGUUCAGGGCAGUGGGUUCUACCUCCCAGAACUGGACCAACCAGAACACUGCAAUGCUCAGAACACAGCCUUGUGGGAACUCCACACACUACAGAGACACUUCCAUCCAGUUGUGCGCCAGCUAGCAGUCCACCUGAGUCGUGGUGCUCCCAGUGAAGGCAGCGCAGCACUCAGCGUGGAAUUGAGUCGCAGGUCCCCAGUGCAGUUGUUUGACGAUUACACCAUGAAGGACAUGACCUUUAACCCCCCUGUGGCCCCACCCAGCCACAGGAAGAAGGAUGUCUUCCAGUGGAACACCACACUGCUCCAUGCUGACUUGCAGGAAAUGAUUGACAGCGUCUUGACUGCCAGCGAGGAGGCGGAGCUUGACUUUACUAGUACACACACAUGCAGCAAACCUACUCAGUGAUGUCAUCAUCGUGUGUGAUAUCAUUGUGUGUGAAUUCAUCCUCUGUGAUAUCGAGUGUGUGUAAUGUCGUCAUUGUGUGUGUGUGUGUGUGUGUGUGUGUGAGAUGUCAUCGUCUGUGAUGUCAUCAUCGUGUGUGUGCGUGAUGUCAUGGUGUGUGAUGUCAUGGUGUGUGUGAUCUAGUCUGUGACGUCAUCAUGGUGUGCGAUGUCAUCUGCCGUCUACAAUGUGGAAUAAAACCAAGUGUUUUUGCUGACAAUCCAAGCCACCGAGUCCUGUUAAGACCUUUUAAAAAGGGUUAACUUCCACUGUCAUUGCUACUUUGACUUUAACGCACCUCGUGUGUGUGUGUGUGUGUGUGUGUGUGUGUGAUUAUCAUUGCUACUUGAACGUCAUUAAAAACAUUUUAACAUA
This is a messenger RNA of Nerophis ophidion (straightnose pipefish), 2915 nucleotides long. Its product is annotated as nucleolar complex protein 3 homolog. The coding region runs from base 9 to 2504 and encodes 831 amino acids. Lineage: Eukaryota; Metazoa; Chordata; Actinopteri; Syngnathiformes; Syngnathidae. Gene Ontology annotation, biological process: DNA replication initiation. Gene Ontology annotation, molecular function: chromatin binding. The transcript has 21 exons. The record is from RefSeq and is a predicted model, not a curated record. Gene Ontology annotation, cellular component: nucleolus.